UCAAAGUAUCAAUAAAAAACAAAGUUCUUUUUUCAUAUUUUCUGUCGUUCGUCUAUUUUUGUUAGGCUGGUAUCUAUGAUUUAAAUAAAUUUAAGAAAUUAGUUUUUUCGGAAGUAAUUAAAAGAAAUCUACAAGAUAAUAUUUUUUAAGUAAUGUGUAAAAAUCCCAGUGAGUCGGUUUAAAUAAUCACGAUAUGGAAAUAUCCUUUGAAUAACCAUGUAAAAACUCUCACAAUAGCAAAUUAAAUAACGACUGUCCUGUGUACAUAUGAGAGUGAUGUCUUAUUCAUGUAGUGUGUGUAAUAAAAUAUUUACACAGAAAGGUAGUUUAAAUAGACACAAUCGCAUUCAUACGGGAGAAAAGCCAUUCUCAUGUGGUAUAUGUAAUAAAACAUUCAUCGAGAAAGCUGCAUUAAAUGCACACAAUCUUAUUCAUUCCGGAGAGAAGCCAUUCUCAUGCAAUAUGUGUGAUAAAAAAUUCGCGCAGAGAGGUAAUUUAAUUAGACAUUUAGCCAUUCACAAUGAUGAGAAACUAUUUUCUUGUAAUGUAUGUAAAAAAAUAUUCACUGAGAAAGAUAAUUUUAAUAAACAUUCUAUUGCUCAUAAUGGAGAGAAAUCUUACUCAUGUUGUGUGUGUGACAAAACAUUCUCAAAGAAAAAUAGUUUAAAUCGUCACUCUCUUGUUCAUAAUUGGGAGAAAUCUUUUUCUUGUAACGUGUGUGACAAAUCUUUCAAGGCUAAAACUACUUUAAUUCAGCACCAUCUUGUUCAUACUGGAGAAAAACCCUUUUCAUGCAAUGUAUGUGAUAAAACUUUUGCAAAGCGAAAUAAUUUAAAUCGUCACUAUCUUGUUCAUUAUGGCGAAAAAUCUUUUGCAUGUAGUAUGUGUGACAAAUCAUUCAAAUUAAAAACUCAUUUAAUUCAGCAUUAUCUUUCUCAUACUGGAGAAAAACCUUAUUCAUGUACUGUGUGUGCGGAAACAUUUUCAAAAAGAAAUAGCUUGAAUCGUCACUAUCUUGUUCAUUAUGGAGAAAAGUCCUUUUCAUGCAAUGUGUGCAAU
Messenger RNA from Parasteatoda tepidariorum (common house spider), 1059 nucleotides. The record is from RefSeq and is a predicted model, not a curated record. Lineage: Eukaryota; Metazoa; Arthropoda; Arachnida; Araneae; Theridiidae.